AUGGCGAAGAAAGGAGGUGAGUCGAGCACUUUCGGCGAGCGUGGGGGGGAGAAGGUGACGCCGGCACCAUCCCUCAAGCUUUCCAAGACCAACUACCGUGUUUGGUUGAUGAAUAUGGAGGUAUAUCUUGAUUCUCAUGACCUAUGGCAGGCAAUAGUUGGUAAGAAUGUUUCCAAGAAGAAGGACCAACAAUCUUUGGCACAAUUCCAGAGGAGAUGA
Molecule: messenger RNA, 219 nt
Organism: Spirodela intermedia
Lineage: Eukaryota; Viridiplantae; Streptophyta; Magnoliopsida; Alismatales; Araceae
Source: the annotation of a GenBank genome assembly